AUGGCCUUUGGGGAAAAACACGCAGAGGGAAUCUUCGUCUCAACCCCUUCACCGCACAUCCUCGCACCACGCAUCAAGGCCAUUCGUGAGGAAGCCGCCAAGCACGGCCGAGAUUCCAAAUCAGUGAAAAUAUUUGCGAUCCUCACGCCGAUCGUAGGUCGAACCGACGAAGAGGCGCAGGAAAAGUAUCGGGAAGCCCUAAAAUACGCCAGUGAGGAAGCAGGACUUGGAUUCUUUUCUGGUGGAACUGGCAUCGAUCUUAGCCGGAUUGAUCUAGACACGCCUGUUACGGCGUCGGAUGUACAUAUUGACGCCCGUGUUCAUUCCACCAUUAAUACACUCUCCUACCAGAGUUCUGACGUACCUGAAUGGACACCAAGGAAUAUCGGGAAGCAUAUCUCGAUUGGUGGGGCGGGACCUGUUCCUGUUGGUUCUGCGAGUACUGUUGCGGACUUUUUGGAAGAAUGGACACCUGGCACGUUUGAGAAUGUUGUUGAGCUGUUGGUGCCGGAACUGAGGAGGAGAGGGAUGUACGCGCCACAGGGUGAGAGUGGUACAAUGCGGGAGAGGGUGUAUGGGCCUGGGCAAAAGCGUUUGCGGGAGGACCAUGUUGGAAGGAAGUAUGGAUAUGAGGUGUAUGAUGGCCAAUAG
Messenger RNA from Penicillium verrucosum, 651 nucleotides. RefSeq lists its product as uncharacterized. Bases 1 to 651 code for a protein of 216 amino acids. NCBI's taxonomy places the organism in Eukaryota, Fungi, Ascomycota, Eurotiomycetes, Eurotiales, Aspergillaceae. Gene Ontology annotation, molecular function: oxidoreductase activity, acting on paired donors, with incorporation or reduction of molecular oxygen. The record is from RefSeq and is a predicted model, not a curated record. The transcript is spliced from 2 exons.